GGUAAACCAACCCCUUGCCUAGCCUCCGAGUCUAAAAGCGCACUUGUAUUAGACGUAUUGACUUUCUUGAAGACCACCAGUGUCAAUAGCUAAGACGAAAUUCCAGCCACCUUAUAGAUUGGUAGUGCGGGCUAUAUAAAUACCUAUCCAUUUCCUGGAAUUUUCUUAUGCGUGGAAAAGGGAUCUCUAUUCUCUCUCCAUAAACAAUCGCUAGAGCAACAUAACCAUCCAUUCCCAAGAUAUUUCCAAGAUAUAAACUCUAGUUCAAAAUGAAACACGUCACCCUCGCCAUCUUGUUUGCAGCUAUUGCUGUGGGAACGCCAAUAUCUUCGCCUCAACCGAGGUCUCUAAGCACAAUUGAGAACCGAGAUGGAACAACCCAGUUCGACCCAGAUUUUGGCUUGAAAGCCAAAGCUCAACGUGAUGGCACGACUCAAUUCGACCCAGAUUUUGGCUUGAAAGCUUGAGUGUCAAGGGGCCAUGCUAGACAUUAUGUUGAGCAUAAGGAUUAGCCUGUUCAAAAUGGACUCUUUUUCUAGAGAAAGGGGGAGUGUUUUAUCAAGGGUGAUAGGUCAGAUAUACUAGAUAGGUGCUCCGUACGAGCAAAGUACUAGGCAACAAUCAACACCUCUCUAUUCUAUCAUAGGUUCGCUACCUAGGUUUCAUGCAUGUCGUACCUGUAACUAGAGGUUCUUAUAUGGAA
This is a messenger RNA of Annulohypoxylon truncatum, 703 nucleotides long. RefSeq lists its product as uncharacterized. The coding region runs from base 270 to 467 and encodes 65 amino acids. The transcript is spliced from 2 exons. The record is from RefSeq and is a predicted model, not a curated record. NCBI's taxonomy places the organism in Eukaryota, Fungi, Ascomycota, Sordariomycetes, Xylariales, Hypoxylaceae.